ACGCUGGUCUCUCUCAUUGCAGCCAGCUAUUUUUCGUUCUGUUUGCAGAUACUGAAAGUGUGAAACAUACAACAUGGUAAAAGGAAAGAUUACUGGACUCUCAGUUAAAGAUGUCCGGUUUCCAACCUCACUGGGUCAUCACGGCUCUGAUGCUAUGCACACAGACCCUGAUUACUCCGCAGCGUAUGUUGUCAUAGAAACUGAUGCAGAAGAUGCUUUAAAAGGCUGCGGUUUAACCUUCACUUUAGGAAAAGGCACAGAGAUUGUGGUAUGCGCUGUGAAAGCGCUGUCUCAUCUCGUGGUCGGACGAAAUCUUGAAGACAUUGUAACUAAUUUCCGAGAUUUCUACAGACAGCUUACAAGUGACGGACAACUCCGAUGGAUUGGUCCUGAGAAGGGGGUGGUACAGUUGGCUACCUCUGCUGUGCUCAAUGCAGUGUGGGAUUUAUGGGCCAAGCAAGAAAGGAAGCCUCUUUGGAAGCUGUUAGUUGAUAUGACUCCAGAACAGUUGGUGUGCUGUAUUGAUUUCAGAUAUAUAACGGAUGCAUUGACUGAAGCAGAAGCACUUGAAAUUCUUCAAAAUGGAAAACAAAGACAAGAAACAAGAGAGGAACACAUGUUGAAGAAUGGAUACCCAGCAUAUACUACAUCCUGUGCCUGGCUUGGCUACUCAGACAUACAGCUUCAAAAGCUAUGUGCUGAUGCACUAAAGGAAGGCUGGACAAGAUUUAAAGUAAAAGUUGGGGCUGUACAAGAUGACAUUAGAAGAUGCAAGCUUAUCCGGGACAUGAUCGGACCUGACAAUAAACUGAUGCUUGAUGCAAACCAGAGAUGGGAUGUAAAUGAAGCGAUUUCCUGGGUAAAAGAAUUAGCUUUGUUCAAACCCCUAUGGAUCGAGGAGCCAACUUCACCAGAUGAUAUACUUGGUCAUGGAACCAUUUCCAAGGCUCUAGCACCCCUGGGAAUCGGAGUUGCUACAGGAGAACAAUGCCACAACAGAGUAAUGUUUAAACAGUUCCUACAAGCCCAUGCCCUUCAGUAUCUCCAGAUCGACAGCUGCAGACUGGGAAGUGUGAAUGAAAACCUUUCUGUUCUGCUCAUGGCCAGGAAAUUCAAUAUUCCUGUCUGUCCUCACGCUGGAGGAGUUGGUCUCUGUGAACUGGUUCAACACCUGAUCAUAUUUGAUUACAUCUCAGUCUCAGGAAGCCUAGAAAACAGGAUGUGUGAAUAUGUGGAUCAUCUGCAUGAACAUUUUAAACACCCGGUGACUAUCCGCAAUGCAGCUUAUAUGCCUCCAACGGAUCCAGGAUAUUCCACUGAAAUGAAAGAAGACUCAGUGUUAUCGUACCAGUUCCCUAGCGGAGCAAUCUGGCAGCAGCUAAUUCAUGAGAAAAAGGCAGAAAUUUAGAAAGUAUAGGCGAAGCUAAACACAUGGCCUCAGACUUCUGGCGUAAGCAACUGAAAAUAAUCGUAUUUACAGCCCACGCUUAUUGUACACAUAUGUAUCCUCGUUCAAAGGGCCAUUCCCACCGGCAGCAGUAAUCCUUCAUUCUGAGGAUUAGGGGGGGGGUCCCACCAGUUGAACCCCCAUGAUGGCAUAUCAGUAGGAUAUACUACCUCUUACUACUAAAGACAUAUCCCUUUGAUCACUCAGUAAUUGAUGUAUGUAGCAGACACCGUAUUAUCAGCCCUAAUCAAUCAUCUCUUUACAACAUAUCUAUAUCACAUUUGACUCGUCUAUACUUAUGUUCAGCUUAAAAGAUAAUCCGUCACCAGGAUUCUGGGCUAUUAUCCGCAGUAACACAUGACUAGUACUGCACGUAAACAGUCCAGAUCACAUCCUUGGUUGAACUUGUCUUUUUCUACAGUAUUAACUAUGUAAUUUUUUUAUUUUCCUAUAACCCCUGUUCCCCCGCUGUCACUCAAAGCUAAACAGAAAUACAGUCUAGACUGCUGUGCCAACAUAAUGACAGCACAGGAAAGGCGGCCGGUAGAAAUAUAGCAAGAAGUAGUGAUCUGGACUCAUGUAUUACUGCAGAUAAUAGUCCAAGAUAGUGGUGACAGCUUCUCUUUAACCACUGGUUUAUACCCCCCUAGUGACCAGGCCCUUUUUUUUUACAAAUCGGCACUUCACAGCGUUAACGGUUUAUUGCUUGGUCAUGCAACUUGGCACCCAAAUGAAUUUUACCUCCUUUUCUU
Molecule: messenger RNA, 2199 nt
Organism: Bufo gargarizans (Asiatic toad)
Lineage: Eukaryota; Metazoa; Chordata; Amphibia; Anura; Bufonidae
Gene: ENOSF1
Product: enolase superfamily member 1
Biological process (GO): carbohydrate catabolic process; amino acid catabolic process
Molecular function (GO): L-fuconate dehydratase activity; magnesium ion binding
Source: RefSeq, a predicted model, not a curated record